AUGAUACACGUGGCUCUGUCCGCGAAGGAGGCUCCAUUUACCCAGACCGAGCGGGUGAUGGUUCAGGUCGCCCAGCCGUUGCUCAGGUCGGAUGCGUAUUGGAACGUAGACCCCUCGCUGGUGGCUCUGGCGCAGGCUGGGCAGCCACCAGUUAGAUUCGAAGUUGAGGCACAAUUCCAGCCUACGAGUGGGUCAGGCCUCCGUCCGGAUUCUCUGGAGUCCAAAGGCGUCCAAAGUCUGGACGUCUUGCACUUCCACGGAGCCAGCUUCCAGAAGGUUGCCGACAUUAGUGAGUAUACGAUUGGAGAGGCGGCGGGCAGCCUUGCUUGUGCGGAUUCUGUUGGAGAGGAGUACACAGAGGCCUUGAGGGACAUAUCUUUGUAUGGUGACGACCCAGGGGCCGGAUGUUACGCCGGCUUCGAUUUGAUGCUAUGCGGCAAAAUGAGUUCGACACGCUUGCGGGCUUUGUGCCCUAACAUGUGUGCCUGCUACGAUGGAUUUCUCAGCUGGUCGGGAUUAUUCGGCACGUCAGCAUUCGGCUGCCCCACCGAGUGCCUUAAGUAUCCAGCAGGGACCAUAGACAGGCUCUCAGGCGAUCGGUUUCCUUGCGAGGACACAGGGCCAGGAAAUUUCAGCGCGGUGACGGGGUACUUGCCCAAUCUCUAUCAUUAUUGGAACAGAGCUCUUGACAGUCACCCAGAGCAGAUUAAUCUAAGCUUUCGGGAUUUCUACACGCACUACGUCGGUGGCCUGCAGGAAUAUGUUUCCAGUGACCCUAGUAUGAGAGAGGGCGUGCCCAACAGCAUAGGGAUUCUGUUUACCUUCAGACGGGACUUAGCCAGUCUGUUGGACUUCAACGCCUUAGUCAGGCACGUUGUCGGCGGUGCGUUCUUCGAGGAGCUGGCUGCGGGCAACUGGACCAUCUUCCCAGGCGUCCCGCACCCCAGCGGCUUGACCGGCUGCGACUUUCUUGCGUCGGCCGAGAUCGCAUUCUUGAUCCGAGGAUCAACGUGGACAUGUGCGCAGUGGGGAAGAUCGCCUCCAUCCGGCCAUGGUGCCCUCGCGUGUGUGGCUGCUCACAGGGCAUGCCCGAGUGUCCGGGCGCUUGCGAGUAGCCCCCCUUCUCCCCCUUCCUUGCCUUUCCUCCC
Messenger RNA from Prorocentrum cordatum, 1148 nucleotides. Lineage: Eukaryota; Dinophyceae; Prorocentrales; Prorocentraceae. The record is from the annotation of a GenBank genome assembly.